UCUUGGAAAUUGAUGGAGAAUCCUCACAACAACUUUUUGGGAAGAAAAGGAAGAAUUUUUUAAAACUAAACUUGUGUCUGAAGUCUUUAUUAAAAUUUUAUAAUUUGCGCGUAAUUUUUUAAAUUAGUCAGUGUGUUAAAUUAUUUAAUCAUCGUUCAAUUCACAUCGCAAGCAUGAGUGAAAUCAAAGUUGAUCCGAAACUCGAUGAUAAGGACAAUUUAGCUGUGGGUGUAAAUAGUUAUCCGAAAAAUAUACAAGAAUUAACUGAUUACAUCCAGUCAUUAUUGCAACAAAUUCAAGAAAAAUUCCAAACAAUGUCAGAUCAAAUAUUAACGAGAAUAGAUGAUAUGGGUAAUCGUAUCGAUGAUUUAGAAAAAAAUAUAGCUGAUUUAAUGACACAAGCUGGAGUAGAAGCACCGGACAAGUAAUUCUUUCAAUAUUUUUGCAACUGAAGUUCAUUCAAAAACAAUUCCGCAACAGCACAGCAUCGCUAACUGGAUCACGAUGAUUUUUCUAAUUGAUGUAUUCUUAUUUCAUCUAAACAUAAGUUUUUAUUACUUUCGUUAAGUUCAAUUAUUAUUUUCGAUACUUUAAAUCAGGUACUUGUUUGUUUUCCAAUUUUUCAUUUUUCUGUCAAUGAAGACUUCUUCGCAUUUAUUUCACAUCAAUUCGUUAAGCUUUCAGACUCUGUUCUCAAAAGUUUCCAUGUUACCGAACGAAUUUCUGAGUUAAUUAUUUAUUUAUUAGUUUGUAUCAAUUUAUUAAAAGUACUGGUAAAGCAUGUGUAGAUUUCGAUUGUAAAAUUUACUAAAAAGAUUACGCCAAAUAUAGUUCUAUUUUUAUUGAUGAA
Molecule: messenger RNA, 850 nt
Organism: Planococcus citri (citrus mealybug)
Lineage: Eukaryota; Metazoa; Arthropoda; Insecta; Hemiptera; Pseudococcidae
Product: heat shock factor-binding protein 1
Exons: 3
Coding region: 174-428 (84 amino acids)
Biological process (GO): cellular heat acclimation
Cellular component (GO): nucleus; cytosol
Molecular function (GO): transcription corepressor activity
Source: RefSeq, a predicted model, not a curated record